CGGCGACAUUGUGUUGUGCAGUCGUCGUUGCGGGUACACACAUCAGCAGCACCAAGCCGCACAAUUUUUCUAGAGAGAAAGAGCAGAGCUAGAUUAGAACGAAUUGUUAUAACAAAAGGAAAUAAGAACAAAUAUUUAAGUAAAAACAACUCGCAAUCGCAAGCUAGUGUAGAUCCAGAAAAGGGAUAUCCCUGCCGAAAGUGCCCAACGUUAAAUCAUUCGCGAUUCAUCCCUUAACGAAAACGAACGAAGAACGAAGAACGAACAAAUAUCUUAUACUUUACUUGACCAGCGGUUUUCCAAUCGGUAUUUGUUGUUGUAAAAAGUGUCUCUAUAGAUAUAAGAGAGGAGUGUGACAAGAAGUUAGAGUGUGGUACGAAACAAAUAUCGACUAUCGACUAUCAACUAUCGACGACGUUAAACAAUAACAAAUUGCCCUAUAAAAACGGGACGUCAACGAAAAACGAAAAACCAAAAACGACAACGACGACGACCGUUGCAGAGUCGCGUCAUGGCCAGGCUGGCCCCCCAACAGGGUGGUUGUAGUGCAACUAACCUCUCCGACUUGCGUUAAGUAUUUUUCUUUCCAUCAUUUUUGUUGUUGGUUUCUUUUAUGCUCCACAAUUCCGUUAUUUUGUUGUUGUGUGUGGAGUAUUAUAGUGUGUGGAGCACAACUCUGAACGAACAUUCGAUACCAUUCAGUGUUAAGAUUUUCGCGAACAAAAAAGGAUUUCUCAUGACCGAGCGAGCCAUUUAUAACGGAUAAAGUAAUAAUCUCAAGGAUUAUAUUUAUAACAUUUAUGAAUAAAACAAAAUAAAUAAGGAUACAGUGAUUCAUAAAAGUGAACAAAAAAAAAACAUAACUUACGAAACAAAAAAGUAUUUUUUGAAGAAAAAAUAUUUAAAAAAAAAAGGUCCUUGGAAAGGAUAUAUUUAUUCAGUAUUGUUCAGUGUAUAUGUAUACCUACAAGUUCAUAGAAGUUCUUACAUACUAAGUUUCGAAGAAACAAGUGGUUGAUGAAAAUUUAAGUGAAACAAAGUGUUUUAUGUUAAAGUUAUAAAAUCUGCGAAAACUAGUUAAACAUUAAAAAUAAAUCCUUGUGAAAGGUUAAGAAAAUUUUAAAUUUUAAAUUUAAAAAUAGAAAUAUAAAAUCCUUUUCUGUUUGAAAACUGAAAAAAAACAUAGGUACCUACCUACUAUAAGGUACAUUAUAUUUCCGGUAACCGAAAUCAAUAUACAAAAACAGGUGGAUUUGUAUCGUGUAUCGCGAGUGUGUGUCCUUUGAUCCUUUUCCUUGUUACAUUCUUUAUUUAUAUACUUUUUGGAAUUGUGUCCAUUUAGAUAGUAAUUUUUGUUAUCUUUGAUUUGUUUUUCUUUAAAUUUUUAAAUUACGAAAUUUGGAUUUCGAUUUUCGGUUAUUUUAAUAUCGUCCUUUUCACCAUAACCAUUUUUAAUAAGUUUUUCGGGAAAUACAAAGAUAGUUAGGAGAAAAAUAUAAAAAUCCGUAGAGUUAUACAGACUCCCUUAUAUACCAACAUGUUAAGUUCCUUCGUCAUUCGCAUUGAAAAACACUUUCGGUGUAAUUGAGUUCAUAAAGAGAAAUAAAGAUUGAAAGGACUUCAUCAAAAGCAAACUCGAAGGACGCUCCAUUUGCAUAGACUUCACCGUUCUGCCGAAUUGACUACCUUAACCAAAUUCCUACCAAAAUAUCAACCAAUUCCUAAAUCAAACCAUAAGUGAUCAAAUGAAGAUGAUAAUCAAGAUCCUUAUAUGCGUGAGUGUCCUAAUUGGCAGUGCUCUAUCCCUCCAUCUGAGCAAUGAUCGCUCUGCUGAAAGCAGUAGCGGCGGAAGUGUAUUAGUUCCACCGAUAAGCGUUAGUGGAACGCUCCAGCACCAUGUCAACAACCCAUAUCGACGAAUGGCGGCGGCAGCGGAGUCAGAACGAGAGCGAAUGCUCUUCAUGGGUGGAGGACGAAGGGGGCGCCCAAUAGUCACAGGACGCUUGCAUAUGACAGUCGAUGAUACUGAUGGGGAGGUUCCGAAUUAUCCGGCUUCGUCGCUGACGAUGUUGCAGGACAAUGAAUUCCCUAUUCGACGUGAACCGUAUUUCCUUGUCGGAGACGAUGAUGACGGUCGCGAUGGAGGUGAUGGUGGCGGUGGAGGAUUCCAGGACUUCCAAAAACCCCAAUCCGACCAUUAUCAUCGCUAUGACGAUGGUAGCUAUGAAAUUAUGGAGGACAUCUUCAAUCGCGGGGAAGGCAUGUACCGGAAAUACCCACCAAUCCAUCAUCAGCAGCCUUCAUCCGGACCACAUUUUCAUGCUCAACCACCUUCAAGAGGACUCCAAGAACUUUUCGAUAACCACGAUGUCGUUGAUGAGCUCGAUGGCCCAAACCGUCGCUCUGGUAGUCUCGACGUUAGAAUACAAAAGAAAAUGCAACGGAAAAGAACCCAACAUAAGCAGAACCUGGAAAAUCAACCAUCAACACUGCAAGGCUCAAAAGCUGUCGACUCUUCCUCCUCCUCCUCAUCUGUCGCAGCAAUUGUCAACAACAACGGCGGCGCCCCUCCAUCAUUGGCAAAUCCACAGGAACAAAAACAUCAAAAAAUAAACCAGCAACAGCAGCAACAGUUAUUACACCGCACCACUAACAGCAAGCGUUCAGGGAUAAACAGCGGUAUUGGAGCUCCACCACCCGUUACCCAUAGCAUAGCCAGCCAGUUGAUGUUACGUACGGCGAGAGGACAACGACAGUACGAUGUGCCGCAAAUUGAAUGCCCAUCAGCGAUUGAUGGUAUGGAACGAUUUGCAUGUCCAACACCGGACCUGCAAGGACGAUACCGUUGCAUAGACGAUCAUGUGUUAUGUGACGGCUUCAUUGAUUGCCCGGAGGGUGAGGAUGAGAACAGAAGUUCGUGCAUGUUCUAUAAAACGCUUAACAUAAUGGCCAUAUCCUUGAACGAGUAUGAGAGUUUAAACAGUAAGAAAAAGACACCGUAA
Molecule: messenger RNA, 3002 nt
Organism: Eupeodes corollae
Lineage: Eukaryota; Metazoa; Arthropoda; Insecta; Diptera; Syrphidae
Gene: jeb
Exons: 3
Coding region: 1746-3002 (418 amino acids)
Biological process (GO): positive regulation of MAPK cascade
Cellular component (GO): terminal bouton
Molecular function (GO): protein binding; transmembrane receptor protein tyrosine kinase activator activity
Source: RefSeq, a predicted model, not a curated record